CGAACAUCCCACGUCGGUCGACGCGAUCAACGCCUUAUCCGCGUGUCUCUCCAGAGUCCCAGGCAGUAUGGCUCGCCGUUUCUUCUCUCGAAAUCAUAACUUCAUGCAUGAGCUCUCUGAGUGGGAAGGGCAACACGCAGCUCGAGAGACGGCUAGCUAAGCCGGAUGCGUGGCCCAAUGUUUGGCGGUGGAUCACUUUCCUGCACGAGGAAUGUAUCCUGAAAAAGUCGUACGAAGACUACAUAUGCGAUUGCGUUCCCGUCACUAUUCCACAGGUCAUUCAAACCUUGGCAUACUCUCUCGUCCUUCGUAAAGCUAUGACGCAAACACCCGGAGUCCUCGAGUUUGCAACGAAGCAGUGGCUACAUGCGGAAGGGCAGCCAGAGGAUGAGGAAGCCAAAGAGGAUGGGCUGAGGUAUCCUUGGGUGGGGGCUAUGGAUCAGCUCACACAUUUCGAGGAGCGAGCGGAUGACGUUACGAAGACAGUGCUCGAGGCGGCUGGAGGGAAUCUCGCCGAGCUUGCGAAAGUCGCACUGGGAAGGUUGAGAGCGACACUUGAGGAGAAGCCCUUGGACAAGGAGUUUCUUCUUCAAUGCUUGAAUUUGGUCAUGCACCUCUCUGGUACGAACGCGCUUGAGAGGGGCGAAGAAAUUCGAUGUCCGGAACAUCAAAGCAAAUUGCUCUAUACUUUUCUGCUUGAAGGCAAACUUCCUGUGCUCAUCAAGGUCCUCACAUGGUGUAACCGACAAUCUACUACGAACGCUGGUCUCUCGGACCCCAUAACCCGCAUCGUUGGCUUCUGCAUCUUCAACAUCCUUGACGAUCUCAACUCGCUCGACGACUCCUUUUGGGUCAUUCAGCUCAUCGAGAAUGGUCUACUACCUGCUCUCUUACGUUCGUCCAAAUGGGUGGAGGGGAUCAACGCGGCAGGGAUGCUGAGCGAACCUUUGGCGGCGACAAUCCUGUCGAAGAUCCUUCCGCUGCAUCUGGUCUUUCCGAAGGCUGUGAAGUGCAUGAGGAAGGGAUUAGCCCAGGUAGACAGGUUAGGCCUUGGGACGAAGCAGGCAGCAGGGAUGCUGUAUGAUCCUCUGAUGGUGUUGAAAGGGGUUUCGGAGGAAAGAUCGAGGUUACUCGAUGCGUGGAAGACUGAUGAGAAGUUCAAGCAUAUGAGCUUCCCGGAGGACUCGUGUAAUAGUUGCUUCUGGAAUCCUGAAGACGACAAGGAGGACGAUCGACGGCCAUUGAAGCGAUGCCGCGCGUGUAUGAACGUUUUCUACUGCUCGCAGAAGUGUCAAAAGCGCGACUGGCCAGAACAUAAAGAGAUAUGUAAAUCUCGGCGAGAAGACAUCGAAUGCGGACGCAAGGUCGCCAUCGAGAAGUCAGAACGGUCCUUCCUCGAAUACCUUGUUCACGACUAUAUCCACACUCACAAGGACGAACUCCUCAAGAGGGUCAAGCCGGGUUUCAAGAUGGCGGAUUACUUCGUCCGAAUAUCCUUCACACGCGUACCCGUUACACAUACAAUACACCAACACGCUUCUGGAGGGAGCAGUCGCAACUUGAAGGAAUACGAAGACGAUUCUGAUGAUGAGGCUGAUGACGAAUCCGCGUCUUCUGAAGAAGAUUCGGACUACAGCGAUGAUUCAUUCCACGAGAAGAUCAAAAACAUCAUGAAGAAGCUGAAGAGAACUGACGAGUCGCCUUCAAGAACGAAGGAAGUUGUGGACGACGACGGAGAUAGUGACUGGGUCUCUGACGAUGGCGAAGGGCAUGACUCGGACUCGGACUCGGACUGGAGUAGCAUCAACAGCGAUGAAGAUGAAAGUUUUCUCGAGGUGGAGUUCGCCAUUCCAUUCGGAUACUACGACGACAGUGGGCUGUUCACAGAUGUCGAUAUUUCGUCGUGGGUGCCUUUCGGAAGGCGCGAAGCUGAAGGUGGAGAAGGUCAUCAGAUAGUACCAGUUAGUUCAUAAUAUGCUGGGGAUUCUACAUAAGUAGGUAUUACUCGAUAUGAGAAC
Molecule: messenger RNA, 2018 nt
Organism: Stereum hirsutum FP-91666 SS1
Lineage: Eukaryota; Fungi; Basidiomycota; Agaricomycetes; Russulales; Stereaceae
Exons: 4
Coding region: 108-1973 (621 amino acids)
Source: RefSeq, a predicted model, not a curated record